UCUGAUGCGGUACGGGAGUGAGAUCCAAAGGCUCUGGGACAUUAACUUCCAUCACUCAUAUAUGUGACAUGUCUGCACCUAUACCAUAAGGCGAGGCUUCACAGGCAAACUUCACUGGAUGAUAUGGAUCAUAAUAUCCUCUGACUCUGGAUGAAACGGGCAUUUUAUCAGUAAGACAAGCCCUGGACUUGGCUGCACAGUGGGAAUUUGGAUCUGGAAAAUUCCUGACAGCGGUGCUGCAUUUCACAAAGCAUUGAGACUCACAGUCAGUGCUCGCCAUGUCUGAUGGAGACUACGAUUAUCUCAUCAAGUUUCUAGCACUUGGAGAUUCUGGAGUAGGAAAAACCAGCUUCCUGUAUCAGUACACAGAUGCCAAAUUCAACUCCAAAUUCAUCACCACAGUUGGCAUUGACUUCAGAGAAAAGCGAGUGGUUUAUAAGCCCAGUGGCUCAGAUGGCAGUGCAGGAAGAGGACAGAGGAUUCAUCUUCAGCUCUGGGACACAGCUGGCCAGGAGAGGUUCCGUAGCCUAACGACUGCUUUCUUCAGAGAUGCCAUGGGUUUCCUGUUGCUGUUUGACUUGACAAAUGAGCAAAGCUUCCUCAACGUCAGAAACUGGAUCAGUCAGCUUCAGAUGCAUGCAUAUUGUGAAAACCCAGAUAUUGUAUUGUGUGGCAAUAAAUGUGACCUGGAAGACCAGAGGGCUGUAAGGGAAGAGGAUGCAAAGGAGUUGGCAGAGAAAUACGGACUUCCCUACUUUGAAACCAGUGCAGCAACUGCAUCCAAUGUGAACAAAGUUGUGGAGACCCUGUUGGAGCUCAUCAUGAAACGCAUGGAACGGUGCGUGGACAAAUCGUGGAUACCUGAAGGUGUUGUAAGGUCCAAUGGCCACAACUCCACGGAACAUCUAAAUGCAGAAGACCAGGACAGGGGGAAAUGUGCUUGCUAGAUUGGUCUGUAUGGAACCCCCUUUUUUUGUUGAUAAUUGAACAUUGUUUGUUUCUUAACCAGAUGCAUGCUGUCCACCAUACUAUUAUUUUGGUAUAAUUAGAACAAAAUGAUUUACUUAUUUGUGGACCAUGUGCAAGAUAAAUGAAAGGGGUUGCUGAUGCCUUAUGUAAAUCGAUAUGUACUCUUUGUUUCUACAGGAAGUCUACAGGCUGACUCCCAGCAGUAGUUUUAUUAUAGGUUGCUGGGCAGUGUCACAAAUGAAUCGCAAGCAAGCCAUCUUUGGCCAUUGCACUUAGUAGCUUUUAUGAGUAUGGACCAACAGCCAAAAAUGUCCAAUCUAUGCUUGUAUAAUCUAGAUUUUACUUGGAUCUCACUGAUACACCAUACAUUUCGGCUCUUUUGUUGCCCUCUCUUAUUUUUACAAUACUAUUAGGGCUUCUGAAAAUCAAACAAUCUUACUUGCUAUUGGAAUUGUUAUUUAUAUCUUCACUACUAAUUCCUGGUGCUUGUGAUCUGAGCAAAACUAAAAUGUAUUAGGCUUCCUUUUUUUUUCUGGACAAAUGUUUAAUUUCCGUGCAAAUAUGUGCCGACAUGACUUCUGGCGCAUUGAUGAGUUUUUACACUGGAACGAUGCCAAAAAGUUUUAAACCUGCCAAAUACUUGAUUGACAGAUUAGAUUGUAUGUGAAGUUGAGUUUUGGAACUCUUGUUAGAAAACAUUGUUUUGCCUUUAGUUUAAAAAGAGAGUCAAUGUACUUCAGUUGAUUUUUGUAGAUGUUGGGUUACUGAAAGUAAGAUCAGAGCGCACUUUACCAGAGAUUUCUAAAUUGUCACGACGAACCCAAUGUGUUCUGCAGUUCAGAAUGUCAGAAAUACUAAAUUUCAUCGCAUUAAAAGAUUAUAGAAUAUAGAUGUAAUUAAAUUUGAUACAAAUUGUUGUAUUUUUUCUCAAAUUUUAUCUAUAUACAAUGUUUUAAACUUGUCUUCUGAAAAUACUGUCAAGAUGUUCUUUCUAAUAAAAGAAAAUCCCCUCAUCUUUUGAGUUGA
Molecule: messenger RNA, 1995 nt
Organism: Mobula hypostoma (lesser devil ray)
Lineage: Eukaryota; Metazoa; Chordata; Chondrichthyes; Myliobatiformes; Myliobatidae
Gene: rab27a
Product: RAB27A, member RAS oncogene family
Exons: 7
Coding region: 279-947 (222 amino acids)
Biological process (GO): exocytosis; positive regulation of exocytosis
Cellular component (GO): melanosome; Golgi apparatus; exocytic vesicle
Molecular function (GO): GTPase activity; GTP binding
Source: RefSeq, a predicted model, not a curated record